This is a messenger RNA of Aegilops tauschii subsp. strangulata, 5509 nucleotides long. RefSeq names its product myosin-11. Gene Ontology annotation, cellular component: cytoplasm; myosin complex; actin cytoskeleton. Gene Ontology annotation, biological process: actin filament organization. The record is from RefSeq and is a predicted model, not a curated record. NCBI's taxonomy places the organism in Eukaryota, Viridiplantae, Streptophyta, Magnoliopsida, Poales, Poaceae. Gene Ontology annotation, molecular function: actin filament binding; microfilament motor activity; ATP binding.
CUGUGUUUCACUCACACUGCUAAUAGCGGAUUGUUUUCCCGGAAUUCGGGGGUUCAACCUCAACCUAUGCCGCAUGUCCAGCUCCGCCCCUAAUCCAUGGCGCCCCGCAGAGAUCGAGGCGAGGCCAGCCAUGGCCGCUCCACGAACUGCACCCUCUCCACCCCACACCGCCUGCCUUCUACACAUCCCCUUCCCCCUCCCCACUCCCCCGCUUUUGCACCGCACCACCACCUCUCCCUCCUCCGAAGCGCGCGGCGGCGACGACGGGACGACGAAGACGACGGCGUACUGAGGGGGUCCGGCGAGCACGAGCGCGGGGAAGAGGGAUAUGAGUUCGUCCGCCCCGUCGCCCACAGCGUCCAACUGAUCAUCCUCCACCGGCCGGCGAAAUGGGGACGAAAGUUAAUAUUAUAGUAGGCUCACAUGUGUGGGCUGAAGAACCUGAUGUUGCUUGGGUCGAUGGAGAAGUUGUUAAGAUCAAUGGCGACGAGGCUGAGAUCCAAGCAGCCAAUGGAAAAAAGAUCGUUUCAAAAUUGUCGAAAUUAUAUCCCAAAGAUAUGGAAGCAGCUGCUGGUGGAGUUGAUGACAUGACAAAGCUCUCCUAUCUCCAUGAGCCAGGAGUUUUGCAGAAUUUGGCCACCAGAUAUGAACUUAAUGAAAUCUAUACAUACACUGGAAAUAUUCUCAUUGCUGUGAAUCCUUUCCAAAGAUUGCAACAUUUAUAUGACUCACAUAUGAUGCAACAGUACAAGGGUGCACCAUUUGGUGAGUUAAGUCCGCAUGUUUUUGCUGUCGCAGAUGUUGCAUACAGGGCUAUGAUUCAUGAAGGAAGGAGCAACUCUAUUCUCGUGAGUGGUGAGAGUGGUGCUGGUAAAACAGAAACAACAAAAAUGCUUAUGCAGUAUCUUGCCUAUUUGGGUGGCCGCGCUGCAACAGAAGGAAGAACAGUAGAACAACAAGUUCUUGAAUCAAAUCCAGUCCUUGAAGCUUUUGGCAAUGCCAAGACUGUCAGAAAUAACAAUUCUAGUCGAUUUGGUAAGUUUGUUGAGAUUCAAUUUGAUAAGCAUGGGAGGAUCUCAGGUGCUGCUGUCAGAACAUACCUGCUUGAAAGGUCACGAGUAUGCCAAAUUUCUGAUCCUGAACGCAACUACCACUGCUUUUAUCUCCUUUGUGCGGCACCACAGGAGGAACUUGAUAAGUACAAAUUAGAAAAUCCUAGGACUUAUCAUUAUCUUAAUAAAUCAAAUUGCUACGAUUUGGUUGGGGUCAGUGAUGCUCGUGAAUAUUUGGCUACCAGAAGAGCAAUGGAUAUUGUUGGUAUCAGUACCCAGGAACAGGAUGCUAUUUUCAGGGUGGUUGCAGCUAUUCUUCAUAUUGGCAACAUUGAAUUUGCCAAGGGGAAAGAAGUUGAUUCCUCAGUUUUGAAAGAUGACAAAUCUAAGUUCCAUCUUGAAACAGCUGCUGAACUCCUUAUGUGUGAUCCUGGAGCUUUUACAGAUGCUCUCUGUAAGCGUGUCAUGGUAACACCAGAGGAGGUUAUAAAAAGGAGUCUUGAUCCUUACAGCGCAACUAUCAGCAGGGAUGGUUUUGCAAAGACAAUAUAUUCCCGCUUGUUCGAUUGGCUUGUUGAUAAAAUUAAUAGUUCCAUCGGGCAAGAUGCUAACUCUAAAUGUCUUAUUGGUGUCCUGGAUAUCUAUGGUUUUGAGAGCUUUAAGUCAAACAGUUUUGAACAGUUCUGUAUUAAUUAUACAAAUGAGAAAUUACAGCAACAUUUCAAUCAGCACGUUUUUAAGAUGGAGCAAGAGGAAUACACUAAAGAACAAAUUGAUUGGAGCUAUAUUGAGUUUGUCGAUAAUCAAGAUGUUCUUGAUCUUAUUGAGAAGAAACCUGGUGGCGUUAUUGCACUUCUAGAUGAGGCAUGUAUGUUUCCCAAGUCAACACACGAGACCUUUGCCCAGAAGCUGUACCAGACUUUUCAAAAGCAUAAACGGUUUGUCAAACCUAAGCUAUCUCGCACAGAUUUUGCAAUCGCUCACUACGCUGGAGAGGUGCUGUAUCAGUCUGACCAAUUCCUUGACAAAAACAAAGACUACGUUGUGGCAGAGCACCAGGAGCUACUGAGCGCUUCUAGAUGCUCCUUUAUCGCAGGAUUAUUUCCUCCUCCGCCAGAGGAAACAUCAAAAUCCUCGAAGUUUUCUUCGAUUGGUGCACGCUUCAAGCAACAACUUCAAGCUCUUAUGGACACAUUAAAUUCUACCGAACCUCAUUAUAUCAGAUGUGUUAAGCCAAACAAUGUCCUAAAACCGGCAAUUUUUGAGAAUGUCAAUGUUAUGCAACAGUUGCGUUGUGGUGGUGUACUUGAGGCAAUCAGGAUCAGUUGUGCCGGUUAUCCUACACGUCGCACAUUUUAUGAGUUUUUGCAUCGUUUUGGAAUACUCGCUCCAGAUGCCAUUGAAGGAAAUUGUGAUGAAAAGGCUGCAUGCAAGAGGAUUCUGGAAAAGAAGGGUCUUAUAGGCUUUCAGAUAGGUAAAACAAAAGUUUUUCUGAGAGCCGGACAGAUGGCUGAAUUAGAUGCUAGAAGAACUGAAGUUCUCAGUGUUGCUGCAAAAACAAUUCAAGGGAAAAUACGAACACAUAUCAUGCGGAAGAAGUUUGUUUCUUUGAGGAAGGCAUCUGUAUGUUUUCAGGCAGUUUGGAGAGGAACAUUGGCUUGUAAACUCUAUGAUCGCAUGCGGAGGCAAGCAGCUUCUGUCAAAAUUCAGAAAAACCAACGUGGGCAUCAGGCUAGGAGGUCCUACAAACUGCAAGUUUCUUCAGUUCUCGUAAUACAAGCAGCAUUGCGUGCAAUGGCAGCAAGGAAUGAGUUCAGACAUAAAAAGCGAUCUAAGGCAGCGGUUACAAUUCAGGCUCGUUAUAGGUGCCAUCGAGCUCAUUCAUACCAUAAGAAGUUAAAGGCUGCAGCCAUUGUUGCACAAUGCAGAUGGCGGGGAAGGAUUGCAAGGAAAGAACUCAGGAAACUUAAAAUGGAAGCAAGGGAAACGGGUGCACUCAAGCAAGCAAAGGAUAAACUUGAAAAGACAGUGGAAGAGCUUACAUGGCGUGUGCAGUUAGAGAAGCGAAUGCGGACAGAUUUGGAAGAAGCAAAAGCCCAGGAGUUAUCAAAAUUUCAGAGUUCCAUGGAUGCCCUGCAAGCUAAAUUGGAUGAGACAAAUGCAGUGCUUCUAAAGGAACGAGAAGCUGCUAAAAAGGCUAUCGCGGAAGCACCUCCUGUGGUAAAGGAAACUGAGGUUAUAGUCCAAGACACUGAGAAGGUUCAUACCUUGAAAGCAGAGGUAGAUGAACUUAAGACCUCGCUUCAAUCAGAAAAACAAAGAGCGGAUGAAUUAGAAAAGAAACGCUCCGAGGAAGCACAAGCAAAUGAAGAAAAGCAAAAGAAGAUAGAAGAGACUGAAGUAAAAAUACGCCAAUUUCAGGACUAUCUGAGAAGGCUAGAGGAGAAGUUAUCUAAUGUAGAAUCUGAAAAUAAAGUCCUUCGUCAGCAAGCUGUUUCAGUGGCUCCAGCUAAAAUUUUGUCGGGACGUUCCAAGUCGAAUUUACAGAGGAAUGCGGAAAGUGGUCAUGUAUCAGUUAGCGAUUCAAAAAUAACUCCUGAGUCCGCUGUUGUAGCCUCUCCUAAAAAGGAAUAUGACAUAGACGAUAAGCCACAGAAAUCUCUAAAUGAAAAGCAGCAGGAAAAUCAAGAUCUGUUAAUUAGGUGCAUAGCCCAGCAUUUGGGAUUUGCCGGGAAUCGGCCAGUUGCUGCUUGUAUUAUAUACAAGUGCCUUCUUCAUUGGAGAUCAUUUGAAGUAGAACGGACAAGUGUUUUUGAUCGGAUUAUUCAGACCAUUGGACAUGCAAUUGAGACACAGGACAAUAAUGAGGUCUUAGCAUAUUGGCUCUCAAAUGCUUCAACGCUGUUGCUUUUGCUUCAGCGGACGCUGAAAGCGAGUGGGUCAACAGGAAUGGCUCCACAGCGUCGACGGUCGUCCUCUGCUACUCUUUUUGGAAGGAUGACACAGAGCUUCAGAGGGACUCCACAAGGUGUAAAUCUUGCUCUAAUAAAUGGAAGCAUGGUUAGUGGAGUAGAGACACUGAGACAAGUGGAAGCCAAGUAUCCCGCUUUACUGUUUAAACAGCAACUUACGGCAUAUGUAGAGAAGAUAUAUGGAAUGAUCCGGGAUAAUUUGAAGAAAGAGAUCUCUCCUUUGCUCGGAUUGUGCAUUCAGGCCCCAAGAACAUCAAGAGCAAGCAUGAUGAAAGGAUCUUCUCGCUCAAACACAAAUACAGCUGCACAGCAAGCUUUGAUUGCUCACUGGCAAGGGAUUGUGAAAAGCCUCGGAAAUUUCUUGAACAUACUUAAAGUGAACAAUGUUCCUCCAUUCUUGGUGCGGAAAGUAUUCACUCAGAUAUUCUCCUUCAUCAAUGUACAGCUAUUUAACAGUCUUCUAUUAAGAAGGGAGUGCUGCUCAUUCAGUAACGGCGAGUACGUAAAAGCAGGAUUAGCUGAACUUGAGCAUUGGUGCUAUAGAGCUACUGACGAGUAUGCAGGUUCAGCCUGGGAUGAGCUUAAACAUAUUAGACAAGCUAUUGGUUUCCUGGUGAUUCAUCAAAAGCCAAAGAAAACGUUGGACGAAAUAAGUCAUGACCUCUGUCCAGUACUUAGUAUACAACAGCUAUACAGGAUCAGUACUAUGUACUGGGAUGACAAGUACGGAACACAUAGCGUGUCCCCAGAGGUCAUAUCAAACAUGAGAGUAUUGAUGACAGAAGACUCCAACAAUCCUGUAAGCAAUUCGUUUCUACUGGAUGAUGACUCAAGCAUACCGUUCUCCGUCGAUGACAUAUCCAAAUCAAUGCAGCAGAUUGACAUAUCUGACAUCGAACCGCCCCCACUCAUCCGGGAGAACUCGGGCUUUGUAUUCUUGUUGCCGCCCCCUGAAUAAAGCGUGUGUUGGCCAGAACGAAGCCUAAGGCAUGGGAUGCACUGGCCCGGACGGAUAAUUGGGCAGUCUAUGCAGAUUGAGUUUUCCUAUUUACCAGUGACCAGUGAAAUGCAACACCUGGCAUCCUUGUCUGAACUUUGGUGUUCUUUCCUGGUAGAAGCUAGGAAGUUGAUGGCAGAUGUGCAUUGCCUGAGCUCACCUCAAAUGUAGUUUCACCUCAGUGCCACAGAUUCUUUAUUUUGUUUCUCUACUCAUUUCCUUCCAUUUAUUCUUCUUAAGAACAGAGUGGUGACAAUAGUUCCAUUCAGCUAGACAGAAAGUUUUAGCAGAUUCAGCUGAGAUUCGUUCAUUCCGUAGACCCUUGUGUAGUUUUAGAGCACUUUUGAGGUGAGUUUGCAAGAGCGGUGUAAUAGGAAACAUUUUCCCUUUGCUAUUCAGUCAUACACAUUAUGUGCAACCUUUGUACUAAUCCUGUGUAUAGCAGUAUACAAAAUUGAUCUGCAGCUAAUGAUUCUUUGCUGUGUGAA